UUGUGUUUCACAGAGAUGACCCAACAGCGCGAAAUAGCACCGGCCACUUCGGAUACCCUGGGAUGCAAAACAUGCACUUCUUAUUGUAGCUAGUCAGUAGCAUUACCUAGCUAGCCUUACAUUUUCAAGCAGACGGGAUGGAAAGCACUGAGGGGAUGGAGGUGGACGGCUGGGACCCCGAUCUGGAGGAAGAGCUAGGCAUUUCUCUGGAUGAGUUGAAGAAGUGGAUCGAAGAGGCUGUGGAGAAGAGCGAGAUUGUGCAGAAGAAAAAGGCUCAGCUGACAGAGCUCAAGGAAUGGGUGGAGCAGAAGGAAGAAGAGGAGGCAAAGACGGAGAUGCUUCUCAACGAUGCCAGCCAGUCCAUAUUGGAGUGUGAGAAACUGGUGAAGGCAACUUACCAUAGGAACGGUCUCGUUUACCGCGAGAGCAGCUCUGAGGAUGAGGGGGGUGGAGGAGGCGUGUUGUCCUCGGAGGUCAUCGAGAUAGACGAUGACGACGAUGACGAUGUCAUUGCUGUUGGCUGUCUGGUUCCUCCAAAGAAGCCUGUCACUCCGGGCAAAGAUCCAGUGGUAAAAGAGGCAUCUGCAGCUUUACAGAAAACCUCUCAGCAGGUGCAGAAGUUGUUCCAAAUGGUCAACAAGCCUUCGCCAGGUGCCCCAUUGCUCAGAUCUCCAGCACAGCCUCCAUCCCAGUCAGGUAUUCAGAGUUCAGUGCCAGCAGUGUUUAUAUCCCAGGUUCCAUCUCAGUCCAUGACCCAGCCAAACCCAAACGUGAAAGAAGAUGAGCUCAGAGUCGGGAUGAGCAUUCUGGGAAAGAAACGCACCAAGACCUGGCACAGAGGCGCCCUCGUUGCUAUCAGUCCUGUUGGAAACGGAAUAUUCAAGUAUAAAGUGAAGUUUGAUAAAGGAAAGAGCCUGCUGUCUGGAAAUCAUGUGGCUUUCGACUAUAACCCCACCCUGGAGAUUCUGUAUGUCGGGGCUCGUGUAGUUGCCAAGUACAAGGAUGGCAACCUGGUGUGGCUAUAUGCUGGAAUAGUAGCAGAGAUGCCCAACAACAAGAACCGUAUGAGGUUUUUGAUCUUCUUUGAUGAUGGCUAUGCUUCAUAUGUGACACUACCUGAACUUUACCCAGUUUGCCGACCAUUAAAACGUACCUGGGAGGACAUUGAGGAUGCAUCGUGUCGAGACUUCAUCGAGGAGUACAUCACUGCCUAUCCCAGCAGGCCUAUGGUGCUCCUAAAGGUUGGGCAGAUCAUCAAGACAGAGUGGGAGGGAACCUGGUGGAAGAGCAAAGUUGAGGAGGUGGAUGGAAGCUUGGUCAAGAUCCUCUUUUUGGAUGAUAAGAGGAGUGAGUGGAUCUACAGAGGCUCCACCAGGUUGGAGCCAAUGUUCAACCUGAAGAUGACCACCGCCAACACCCAGGAGAAGAAGCUUGCUGGCCAGCAGAGGACACGACCUAACAUGGGGGCGUUGAGGAGUAAAGGCCCGGUUGUUCAAUACACCAGUGACGCACAUGUUGGAGCCUCUCCCGUAAAAACACCCCAGGCCUCACCUAGCCAGCCUUCACCACCACAGCGUCCUCAGCCCCCACAGCCCCAACAAACCCUACAACCCCAACCAACCCAACAAAACCAACAAACCCCUCAACCUCUGCAGCCUCCACAGCCUCCACGUGUUGACAAUAAACAUCAGAUGGCGAAGAAGAGUACUUCUCCGUUUGUCCCUGGGGUGGGAGGCACUCACGCCUCCAAAGUCAUGCAGUCAGUUUCAUCCAGUCCCAGCACAAUCUCUGGUGGGAGAAUGCUGAAUGUCCAAAAUAUGGUUACGUUAACACAGCCGUAUCAGAGACAGCUGCCCUCCCUGGCUCCACCCCCUCCUCCUAUCACCCACGCAACGGCCACCAUCCCGCAUCAGCCCGCAUACCGUGCCCCGACGGACCGCAUCUUCUACCUAGCACACAACUGUCAACCCGCCUGUCUGAAUCGCGUCCGACCUGCAAAACCAGACACGCACAGAGGAAAGAACCCCCUCCUCACUCCUUUACUGUACGAUUUCAGACGCAUGACCGGACGACGCAAAGUCAAUCGCAAGAUGUCUUUCCACGUGAUCUACAAAGCUCCGUGUGGCCUUUGCCUGCGUAACAUGGCAGAGAUCCAGCACUACCUUUUCCAGACACGCUGUGACUUUAUAUUCUUAGAGAUGUUCUGUCUAGACCCCUACGUGCUUGUGGACCGUCCCUUCCAGCCACAGAGGCCAUUCUACUACAUUCCCGACAUCACUGGUGGAAGGGAGGACAUCCCGCUCUCCUGUGUCAACGAGAUUGAUUCCACACCGCCUCCUAAAGUAGCUUACAGUAAAGAGCGUAUUCCUGAAGAUGGAGUAUACAUCAACACCAGUUCAGACUUCCUGGUUGGUUGUGAUUGUACCGAUGGUUGUCGAGAUAAGUCCAAAUGUUCUUGUCACCAGCUGACCCUUCAGGCUACAGGUUGUACACCGGGGGCCCAGAUCAACCCAAAUGCUGGAUAUUUGCACAAACGAUUAGAGGAGUGCCUUCCCACAGGUAUCUAUGAGUGUAAUAAGCGCUGCAAAUGCUGUCCUCAGAUGUGCACCAACCGGUUGGUGCAACACGGCCUGCAGGUGCGUCUUCAACUCUUCAAGACCCAGAACAAAGGCUGGGGCAUCCGCUGUCUGGAUGACGUGGCCAAGGGCUCUUUUGUCUGCAUCUAUGCUGGUAAAAUCUUGACAGACGACUUUGCUGAUAAAGAAGGUCUAGAGAUGGGCGACGAGUAUUUCGCUAAUCUGGACCAUAUAGAGAGUGUGGAGAACUUCAAGGAGGGCUAUGAGAGCGAGGCUCACUGUUCAGACAGCGAGGGGAGCGGUGUGGAUGUGUCGAGGAUAAAAAUCCAACCAUCUGCUUUAGCAUCAGCUAACCCUGUUGGGCGACCGUCCAAGAAGGGUGAGUCCAAAAAGGUCCGGAGUCCAAGUUCAUCUGGGGACAGCAACGACGACGAUGAGAAGGAUUCAAAGAGUGAAGAUGAAAGUGACAGCUCAGACGACACUUUUGUGAAGGAGAGCUACUACAGCUCCAGCUCUGUGUGGAGGAGUUAUACCACACGUGGUCAGGUCAAGGGGAACAAGGAAGGGAGUCAAGACAGUAAAGACGGAUUGAGUGCAUCAGCCAAAGGAACUGAUGACGAGAAGCCCCCAUCUAUGCCAGAGGAGACGGGGAAAAGUAAAGUGGCUUCCUGGCUUACAAGCCAGGGGCUGAAGAAGGAUUCUGGAGACAGCAAAAGUCAGAUGAAGACAGAGAUGGGGAAGAAGCAGGAUGUGAUGACCCUCUCUGACAGUGAUGAUGUUCAGACCAUCAGCUCUGGAUCCGACGACAAUAAGGAGAAAGAAAAAGUCACCCCAGGUGUGACUAAGAAGCAGGUAGCAGUGAAAUCUACACGUGGCAUCGCCUUGAAGGGCAGCCACGGGAUGAUGGUAAAAGCAGGUCCGUCUGGAGGCGGGGGACCAGGAGGUCAGGGAGGAAAAACUGGACAGCAGGCACACACAGGAGGAGGCGGUGAAAACUCUUCCAAAAACACCCGCCUGUUCUUUGAUGGUGAAGAGUCCUGUUACAUCAUUGAUGCCAAGUUGGAAGGAAACCUUGGGCGUUACCUGAAUCACAGCUGCAGUCCUAACCUCUUCGUCCAGAAUGUGUUUGUGGACACACAUGACUUGCGGUUUCCCUGGGUGGCGUUCUUUGCCAGCAAGCGGAUCCGGGCCGGCACAGAGCUGACCUGGGACUACAACUAUGAGGUGGGCAGCGUGGAGGGGAAGGUGCUGCUCUGCUGCUGCGGAUCCACUGAGUGCCGAGGAAGACUUCUGUGAUCUGCAGUCAUCAUGAACUUCACUCCCUCUGCUGGAUCUUUAGGAAACUUAGAGAAGCCCUUUCCACACUGUAACUUGUUCUUUUUUUUUUAAGAAAAAGGAAAUUUAUUACAGCUGUUUUGUUGCCUUUUAUUUUAUAUGAACCUAUUACUUGAUUUGCCCCAUUUUAUCUGUGACCCUUAUCUGAAUAAAAUGCAAUUUUCUUUAAUGAACCAAA
This is a messenger RNA of Micropterus salmoides (largemouth bass), 4089 nucleotides long. It is a transcript of the gene setdb1b, whose product is annotated as SET domain bifurcated histone lysine methyltransferase 1b. Gene Ontology annotation, molecular function: zinc ion binding; protein binding; histone H3K9 methyltransferase activity. Gene Ontology annotation, biological process: heterochromatin organization; negative regulation of gene expression. Gene Ontology annotation, cellular component: nucleus. Bases 138 to 3872 code for a protein of 1244 amino acids. The transcript has 25 exons. NCBI's taxonomy places the organism in Eukaryota, Metazoa, Chordata, Actinopteri, Centrarchiformes, Centrarchidae. The record is from RefSeq and is a predicted model, not a curated record.